AUGGCGCCGUUUGUGUUGGUUGCACUGCUCGUGGAUGAUACGCUGACGAGCACGGCUGAAGAGAACUGGUUCUACGCUCACCAGCACAUCGAAGAGCUCUCCGCCAUCAUGACUCGUUGGACAGGUGAGAGGACGAUUCAUUGUAUCGAUCUUUUCGGAUAUUCUGGCAGCGUUGCCAAGUACUGGCGGGACCAGAAGUACGAGGCGUACCAAUACGACAUCAAGUUCAACGUUUGGGCCUUCAAACGGUUCAUGGCGCCGCUGUCAUCGGUGGCUACAUGGUUGCAGCUUCUGGAAAGCCACGGGCGCAAAGUGUUUUGGGUCUUGGAACAGCCAGCUAACAGCUGGCUCUUCAAGCUGAACUUUAUGCUGGCGCUGGGCACAGGGGCCUUCAUAGUCAACACAUGGAAACUUGGCUGA
Molecule: messenger RNA, 420 nt
Organism: Symbiodinium pilosum
Lineage: Eukaryota; Dinophyceae; Suessiales; Symbiodiniaceae
Source: the annotation of a GenBank genome assembly